AGGUCGGUCCCAUGCAAACAUCCGCGGCCGGCUGACGCUUGCUUCCGGGUUUGCGUUCCAGCAGCUGGAACACAACACAGAAGCUAUUAUCUGCUCCAGGCUCCAGCUAGCUGCCACUUCCGGGUGCCGUUAGACGGGAGCAGUGUCUGCAGCUGCAGGGCUCGUGUUAGUGGAAACAUGUGACAUGCGCACCUGUUUCCAAUUCCAUUGCCAUUUGCUGUGUAGGGGCCGUUGUGGCCGGACAGAGCUGCCAGGGUGGUCAGAAGUGAAGCCAUACCUCAGCAGCGUCAGGCGCUGGGGGAAGCCGGGGAGGCAUUGCAGCGGCUGGCGUCGGGUCUCCAGGCAACGCAUGACGCGUCUCCAGGAGACCGCUGGUGCCUGUGCGCUGACGUCACCGGAGGAGACCAACGUGGACGGACACGCCGCGGGAAGCCGUCCGGACCCGGCUUCCUUCAGCGCCGGGGGUUUUGGUAUUUAGGCGCUGGGGGAAGCCGGGUAGGCUUUGCAGCGGCUGGCAUCGGGUCUCCAGGCAAUGCAUGACGCGUCUCCAGGAGAUCGCUGGCGCCUGUGCGCUGACGUCACCGGAGGCGACCAACGUGGACGGACACGCCGCAGGAAGCCGUCCGGACCCGGCUUCCUUCAGCGCCGGGGGUUUUGGUAUUUAGUGUACAUUAGUCUUUACUAUUUGUCAUUUUACAUCAUAAUUAUUGGGCUCUUUGCACUUUCCAUCUACUCUCUGAUGAAAACUAUAAGUCCUUAUGUACCGGAUUAUCAAGAUCAACUGGUGUCGCCGGGUGUGACAAUAAGGCCAGAUGUUUAUGGUGACGAGGGAAUUGAGCUAUUUUAUAACAAGUCUGAUGAAUCUUCAUACAUGAGCACUGUGAAAGGCCUGUGUACAUUUCUGUCAGUAUACAACAGAACAGUGCAGACUGAUAUGUUCAACAUAAACUGCACCAACGCCACUAAAGUGGAAGCUUUAUUGAAAGGUUCUGGACGCACAAUGCAUGCCUGUCAGUUUACUACUGAUAUGCUCGGAGAUUGUGCCUAUGAUAAGGAUCAUACAUUUGGAUUUGCAGCAGGAAAACCCUGUCUUUUCCUAAAAAUCAACAGGAUAAUACAUUUUGUGCCUGGCAACAAGACAGCUCCAUAUCUGACGUGCACAUCAAAGAAUGAAGAUGAUCUUGGACAUGUUGAGUAUUUUCCACCUAACGGUACCUUUGGCCUACAGUACUUCCCAUACUAUGGCAGAAAAGCACAGCCAAACUACACCAACCCUUUAGUGGCAGUGAAAUUUCAUGGCGUUAAACUUAACAAGGAGAUUGAAGUAGUGUGCAAAGUUAUUGGAGACAAAAUCAUCACUGAAAACCCUCACGACCCGUAUGAAGGAAAAGUGACAUUCAAGCUUAAAAUACAAAAAUAAAUUUGCCUUUGUGACAGAAAUGGAAGAAUUAUCGCCUGGAAGAAAUGUUACAUCACUCACCUGCAGUCAAGAAAUUGACUCACAUCAAAGAAGUCAUCCAUGUUUUUAAUUGUGACUUGCACUGAUACAUGUGAAAUUUAAAUAUUAAUACUUGGCAAGAAUAACAAUACCAUAGGCACUUACUUAGGCGCUCUAACAAGACUCAAAGUUUGUACUGUGAAUCCUACAGGUGGUCACAAGCCUCAGUGUGCAUUUAUAGCAUGUUUAAUACAAGGAAAACAUUCCUUCAUAUAAGACAAAAGAAUUGCUUUUAUAUCUAUAAUAUAUGCAUACACACUUAUUAUAUGUGUGUGUAUAUAUAUAUAUAUAUAUAUAUAUAUACGCCUAUGCUUUAUGAUGAUGAUAAUGAUUAUCUAGGCGAAAGGUCUGCUAUCAUUUUUAUUGUUUCCGACUGUGCACUGUGCAGAACAUUCUUCUAAUGGGGUAUUCUGGAGCAGCCCUGCACACCCUAACCAUACAGUAGUUUUAAUAAUUAAUAUAAAGUUAUUUAGUUGCAUGUGUUUAAAGGUAAACUCCCAUACCUGUUAGUAAAUUAACACACUUUUGCUGUUGUUUGUAUAACUUAUCAUUGAAUCACACUAUUAAUCCACUAUCAAAUUUAAUUAAAGAAAAUUAAUUUAGAGAAAUGUAUAUGAAAUUAACAAACCUAAGCAUUCGGCAUUAUAAACACAUUUGUUGUUGAGAAAAGUGAAACUAUUGUAAGUUAGAGUCUACAUCUACAUGCCUAUAUAAUUAGUCUUCAAGUUGUGAAAAUAUGAUCUAUACAAGCAGAAGGAAACUCUUAAAAGACUCUGACAUCAAAACGAUAUUAUUUAAAUUGAUGUUUAAUAUAACUGUUUAAAGUGUAUAUUUGAUAGUUGCCUUGUGUGAAUAACAUUAGAUACAAGCUAAAA
Pseudophryne corroboree (corroboree frog) is the source of this 2373-nucleotide messenger RNA. RefSeq names its product ATPase H+/K+ transporting subunit beta (gene ATP4B). Gene Ontology annotation, biological process: sodium ion export across plasma membrane; intracellular potassium ion homeostasis; potassium ion import across plasma membrane. Gene Ontology annotation, cellular component: sodium:potassium-exchanging ATPase complex. Gene Ontology annotation, molecular function: ATPase activator activity. The coding region runs from base 533 to 1420 and encodes 295 amino acids. The transcript has 10 exons. The record is from RefSeq and is a predicted model, not a curated record. Lineage: Eukaryota; Metazoa; Chordata; Amphibia; Anura; Myobatrachidae.